Molecule: messenger RNA, 1005 nt
Organism: Amoebophrya sp. A120
Lineage: Eukaryota; Dinophyceae; Syndiniales; Amoebophryaceae
Source: the annotation of a GenBank genome assembly
AUGUACAUAAUCUUCUUCUUUUAUUUUCGAUUUUUUCAAUUUUUCAAUCAAGCUAUUGGUGCUGCUCUUUCACUCAUUAGUUGUACAGGCGACAGUAGCGACAGUGGUGUUGAGUCGAUUUGUAUUUCGAGUCAAUAUCUUUCGACUUCUUUAGAUUCUUUGAUAAUAUCUCGCCACCCUGGUUGGCAGUAUGUAUGUAUCAUUCGAUACAUGCACCUUGAUUUUCAGGGAAACUUCUACGAUUUUUUUUGUUUCUCUUUCCGUUUCGGAUUCUGUUUCAGCAGAACAAAGCUUCUUUUUCUUCAUUUAUUACUAGUACCCCAGAAACCGGGAGAACUGCACGAGGACACUAGGCGGACUCAUCUGCUGGAAGGGGCUCGCUGUAUCUACUUAUAAUUUUUCACUCCUCUUCAUUUUGUGUCUUUCUUUCGACUCAAUUUUCCCGUAGCUCUGUUUUGAGUCCUCACAAGGUCCAAAACUUUGAUUGUACUACCUCCUGCCCGGUCUUAUUGAAAAGAAAUUUCUGAACCUCGGAAAAAAACGAACCUAAGGAGCAGGUGGAGCUACUUGAUUAAAACGAGCGGCUCUGCAUAAAAAUGAAGCACAGGAUUUCGUGUCCUUGAAAUAUGAAACAAAGGCACAACCAAAAAAAUCCCGGUAAUGAAGUUCAAACCCUGUUUGAUAAGUACUUGUUGUCACUAUCACUGACUUGUAUCUGUACCGCCUCAGAAUCAACCUUGAUUGUUUGAAGACUAUAUAAAAGUUCUUUGUUGUACUUAUGUUGAUACAGGCCUCGUCUUCGUACUUCGCUGCCCAACAGUGCUGUACAGUCAUCUUCGGCGGGACAGCAUCCGUUCUGGUUUACUUUUUGGAGGUCGUGUUCUACCCUGAUCUGAGCAAAUUAUUGACCCUUUCCUGGAUAAAAACGAAGUCAACCCGUGCUCGUCGCGCAGAUUUGUAAUAUCCUCAGGAAUCAAUUUGUAAUGCGAAUCCCCAUAAUUAAGA